This is a messenger RNA of Cryphonectria parasitica EP155, 813 nucleotides long. RefSeq names its product 60S ribosomal protein L18. Gene Ontology annotation, biological process: translation. Gene Ontology annotation, cellular component: ribosome; cytosolic large ribosomal subunit. Lineage: Eukaryota; Fungi; Ascomycota; Sordariomycetes; Diaporthales; Cryphonectriaceae. The record is from RefSeq and is a predicted model, not a curated record. Gene Ontology annotation, molecular function: structural constituent of ribosome; RNA binding. Bases 58 to 609 code for a protein of 183 amino acids. The transcript is spliced from 4 exons.
AGCAAAUCUUCUCCCCAUCGACUCCCAGAUUCUCAACAUCUCGAGUCAACAGCCAGGAUGGGUAUCGAUCUCGACCGCCACCACGUGCGCAGCACCCACCGCAAGGCGCCCAAGAGCGACAAUGCCUACCUCAAGCUCCUGGUGAAGCUUUACCGCUUCCUGGCCCGCCGCACCGACUCUGCCUUCAACAAGGUCAUCCUGCGCCGCCUUUUUAUGUCCCGCAUGAACCGCCCUCCUGUCUCCCUGUCCCGCAUCAACUCCAACAUCAGCAAGGAUGACAAGCGCACCGUCGUCAUCGUCGGCACUGUCACCGAUGACAACCGCCUGCUCGAGGUUCCCAAGGUGAACAUCGCUGCUCUGCGCUUUACUGCCACCGCCCGUGCCCGUAUCCUGGCUGCUGGUGGCUCUGCCCAGACUCUCGACCAGCUGGCCCUCGAGAAGCCCACUGGCGCCAACACCCUGCUGCUGCGCGGCCCCAAGAACGCCCGUGAGGCCGUCAAGCACUUCGGCAUGGGUCCUCACAAGCACAAGAAGCCCCACGUCCUCUCCAAGGGCCGCAAGUUCGAGCGUGCCCGUGGUCGCAGACGCUCUCGUGGUUUCAAGGUCUAAGGACUUCGUUUGUUUCGGUCUCUUGGGAUUUGGUGGUUGUGGAUCUGGUGGUCCUUACUCUGAUGGCACGCCUGAAAUGGUUUCCGUAGUCAUGAGAAUAACUAUGGUCCUGUUGAUGCAUUCACGAGGGCGUUGUGGUGGCGCGGGCGUGAAACGGUUCUACCAAAAAGCUACUAUCACUGAAUUCAGGCUCCAUUUCGCCCA